This is a messenger RNA of Dothidotthia symphoricarpi CBS 119687, 1852 nucleotides long. RefSeq names its product histone acetyltransferase ESA1. Gene Ontology annotation, biological process: regulation of DNA-templated transcription. Bases 219 to 1727 code for a protein of 502 amino acids. The record is from RefSeq and is a predicted model, not a curated record. Gene Ontology annotation, molecular function: histone acetyltransferase activity. The transcript has 3 exons. Lineage: Eukaryota; Fungi; Ascomycota; Dothideomycetes; Pleosporales; Dothidotthiaceae.
CGGAUAGGAGAGUAGUCACAUUGCGGUGGGUGGAAGCCUUGCCCAACUGUCUUGUUCCAACGGUUACGCUCGGGCCCCUUACAUUCCGCUAUGCCCGACACGCCGCUGCGAACGGAGACGAUCAAGGGAUUCGCAACGACCAUCAACUUCAUCACGACUGCAUCGCCCACGACGUGCUUCAUAAUUUGUCUGCAUUGUAUAGGGUAUAGGAAAGAGCUAUGGCGCCCCGGGAAAAUUCUCACGAGCCCUCCGGCACACCGGUUCCGGUCGAAAUGGGCUUUGCUACCCUGGCGCAGCUGAGGGUUGGUGUGAAGGCAUGGGUUGAGAAGGAUGGCGAGAGACGCAAGGCAGAGGUCCUUUCCAUACAAACACGCCAAGGCAGACCCAAGUUCUACGUGCAUUACGAGGAGUUCAACAAGCGUCUCGACGAAUGGAUCGAAGCAGAGCGCAUAGACCUAUCCCGGGAAGUCGAAUGGCCCCCGCCAGACAAGUCCGACAAGAAAAAGGCCAGUUCGUCCAAGACAGACAAAGCACCCCCCAAGUCAGACCAGAAGAGCCUCAAGCGAUCGCGCAGCAAGCUCGAUCGAGAAAUCUCCGGCACUCCUGAAUCUGCGUCGGUGCAGGGCAAAGCUUCUCGCUCCUCCAGGGCAAGCGGGAAGGAGAACCAGGACUUACUCAUCACCAGUGAGGUUGCGGAUGGCGCGACACCAAAGCCCGAGGAUGAGGAGAUGGAUCUCGUGGACGUGCAGGACGCCGCCGCCGCCGCCAAAGCCAUGCCAGAGCAAAACUACUCGCGCGAAGACGAGAUAGAAAAGCUGCGCACAUCUGGUUCCAUGACACAAAACCAAACAGAAAUCUCCCGCGUACGCAACCUCGAAACCGUUCAGAUGGGGAAAUUCGAAGUCGAGCCCUGGUACUUCUCGCCCUACCCCGUUGACUUCGUAGACUCAGAUGUAGUCUACAUCUGCGAAUUCUGCCUGUCCUACUUCGGCGAGGUGACGCAGUUCGAGCGCCACCGCACAAAGUGCACGCUCUUACACCCGCCCGGGAACGAAAUCUACCGCGACGACUACGUGUCGUUUUUCGAGAUCGACGGGCGCCGCCAGCGCACGUGGUGUCGCAACUUGUGUCUGCUGUCGAAGCUGUUCCUGGACCACAAGACGCUGUACUACGACGUCGACCCGUUCCUCUUCUACUGCAUGUGCACGCGCGACGAGCACGGGUGCCACUUCGUCGGCUACUUCAGCAAGGAGAAGGAGUCGGCCGAGGGGUACAACGUCGCUUGUAUCCUGACGCUCCCGCAAUACCAACGCAAGGGCUUCGGCAAGCUGCUGAUAGACUUCUCCUACCUGCUCUCCAAGCGCGAGGCCAAACUGGGGUCGCCUGAGAAACCCCUCUCCGACCUCGGGCUGCUGGGCUACCGCGCCUACUGGCAGGAAAUCCUCGUCGAUCUGCUCAUGGAGACGGACCGCACGGAAGCGAAUAUCGAGGACUUGGGCGCGGCGACGGCAAUGACGACGAAUGAUGUGCUGCAUACGCUGCAGAAUCUUAACAUGCUGAGGUAUAGCAAGAAUCAGCAUGUGGUUGUGCUGACGGAUGCGGUGAUUGCGCAGAGGGAACGGCAGAAGGCUAAGGAGAAGAUUAAGGGGAAGAGGAGUAUUGAUCCCGAGAGGCUGAUUUGGAAACCGCCCGUUUUCUCGGCCGCGUCGAGGACGUGGAAUUGGUGAUAAUUAUGUUUUUUUGCUGGUGGUUGGAGUAAGGGGGUAAAUCUUCUUCAUUACAAUUUUUGGGAGCGUGGUGUAUUUAUUCAUUUGUAUACCCAUAAUUCGAAAGUCAGAUAUACACGGCGAUG